CAAGUCCACUUCCAUCUCAAUGGCUACCGUUGCACUUCGUGUCGAGGUUCCGACCUACGGAAAGUCCUUCAAUGUCAGCGUGCCCGCGAGUGCAACGAUUCUCGAUGUCAAGCGCGAGAUAGAGUCUACCUGCGCUGGCCGUCCAACCGUAUCGGGACAGCGCCUCAUCUGGAGAGGUCGCUACCUUUCAGACAGUGAACAGGUGGAGGAUAUUCAUAAGGCUUCGGACGGACACUGCGUCAUGCAUCUGUCCGUGCAUCCUUCGGCCUGGGCUGCGGGACCACCAACUUCGGCAAAGCCAUCAUCUACCCCAACAUCGUCUUCCGAUACAUUACUUCGGACAAACCACUCGCUGCCACCAUCGAACUUUUACAUCCCUAAUGCUAAUCCUUUUCCCACAGCUCCCCCUCGUAGCCAGUCCGCUUCAUACAUUUCCUCCAAACACCGGCAUGCUCUCGCUGUUCUCAUGGGCCAGGUUGAAACGAGACCUGAUCAAACAGAAGAGGCUCAUGCUACUGCUAAGAGGACUGUUGAGAGCCAUGGCUACAUCUGGCCGUCUAUUUUGGAUGAAGAAUACCCGGCGGUGAGCCCUAAGUCUGCGGAAGGACUCAUUUACGAUACAGUUACCGUCGAGUCGCGCUCGUAUCUACGACUGCGUAACCCCAACGCACAACCUACGCUGCGGCAAAUACAUGCGCUGAAGGUCUUAACCUACACAUUCUUCCUCUGCACACUCCCUCCACCUCCAACUGCCUCAUUCACUGUUCCACCGGCCUUAGAGUCUGUACCCGCGCCGCACGUAAACGAGCUUCUUGCUCAAAUGGGCUUCCCGCCACUUCGUGUGGGCGGUCCGAAUGUCAAUGGUGCUGCCCUCCACGGCCAUCUCCCCGAUGCCGACGGUCAGGGUAUAAUGGCAGACAUACCAGUUCGCGCAUUGCUCGCUCCUCUCUUUAUGGUCUUGCUUCGAACUGUCUUGCUGCUUUACUUCUUUAGCCCCACGAGCAAGCCGAUCUUCGGGGUCUUGAUUGCCGCCUGGAUCUUUUAUGAAGUAUACACGCACGUCAGGAUCGUUGUGUUGCGCCCGCUUGAAGAUGCUGCCAAUCAACGGCAGCAACGCGCCGCCGGCAAUGAACAGGCAAACCAAGGACGUGGUGGCCCAGGUUUGGGCAUGGACAAUGGUGCACAACCCCAGCCAGGCAAUGGUCAAGUAACUCCAGGUGUCAAUGUUCGGAAUGAUACACAAAGGCCGGAAUCGCAGCGAUCGCCGCCACCUCCCAUCCCUGAAUCCACUGGCAUCCUCGAUACCCUAGCGUUCACAAGAAUUGCCAGCGAGAACACCCUUUUGUUCGCGCCACCUGGGCAUCCGCCGCAGCCUCCAACAUGGACUGAGAAGGCCACAACUUUCGCGUCGCUCUUUGUCACAUCUUUGCAUCCUGGUGUUUGGAACAGGCGGCGACGAGUACUACGGGAGCGCGAGGGCCGGAUACGAAUGGAGAUGAACACUAUUGAGCGUGAAGAGCAGCAGGAGGAAGGUGGCGAGGCCGACUGGAGGGCUCAGGCGCGAAACUCAAUUUUGGCCGCCCAUUCGCGCCGGCCUGCAUGGGUGAAAGAUUAUGUCGUGCGUGCGAGGGCCGGAGAGUGGGUAGAAGAGUAAAUUAUCAUAUAGAUUGGCACCAGGGAACGGAUUCAUGACAUUGUAACUUCUUGGCAUUAUUAAUCAUGGUAAAGC
Messenger RNA from Coniophora puteana RWD-64-598 SS2, 1729 nucleotides. RefSeq lists its product as uncharacterized. Gene Ontology annotation, molecular function: protein binding. The coding region runs from base 20 to 1654 and encodes 544 amino acids. The transcript is spliced from 3 exons. Gene Ontology annotation, biological process: endoplasmic reticulum unfolded protein response. The record is from RefSeq and is a predicted model, not a curated record. Lineage: Eukaryota; Fungi; Basidiomycota; Agaricomycetes; Boletales; Coniophoraceae.